Zeugodacus cucurbitae (melon fly) is the source of this 2137-nucleotide messenger RNA. It is a transcript of the gene Cdc6, whose product is annotated as cell division control protein 6 homolog. Gene Ontology annotation, cellular component: nucleus. The record is from RefSeq and is a predicted model, not a curated record. Gene Ontology annotation, molecular function: ATP hydrolysis activity; DNA replication origin binding. Gene Ontology annotation, biological process: mitotic DNA replication checkpoint signaling; DNA replication initiation; cell division. The transcript is spliced from 2 exons. NCBI's taxonomy places the organism in Eukaryota, Metazoa, Arthropoda, Insecta, Diptera, Tephritidae. The coding region runs from base 157 to 1980 and encodes 607 amino acids.
UGUAUUAGAUGACAGUUGUCAUUGUAUUUCGUGUUUGGCGCCAUUCUAUCUUAAACUUAACAAUUUUAUCAGCAUCUUUUGUUAUAAUUAUUGAAAGAAAAGAUUAAAAUUGUUUGUUUCUAAUAUAAGUUUGUUUCCUAAAUUCAUAUAUAAACCAUGACCACAGUGCGGCGAUCAACUAGACUAAGCAGUGUUGGCAGAUUAACACCUACAACUUCAAGUACAAACAUUCAAACACCGUCGCGACGAUCAGAAGUUUGGCGUAGACGCCAAACAAAGCAUUGUACGACAAGUGACGAGGAAGAAGAAAUUACUUUGAGCAAAUCACCAACGUUGGCAGAAAUAGAUAAAGAGAAUACUAAAAAUUGUAAUAUUAUGAGUAAAACUAAAGUUAAAACACAGUCGAAAGUAAAAGAAUUGAAUGAUGAUCAGGAACCUAAAACACCACGUCGUGUAAAGGCAAUACGUACUGCAACUUCUACCAAAAGAACUCCACAAACUAGAAAACGUACUAAUCAUGAGCAAAAUGGUCUAAGUGACGAUGAACACGAUGUCUUACACACUGGACAAGAUGUGUCUCCUCCAAAGUUGUCACGUUGGAAACAAAAAGCUGAACUCAUCAGCCCUUCCAGACUGAUUGAUAGAUUAAGUAUUGACGAACGUAAGAAAAUCGACACAGAUGAAGACGAACAACACACCCCUACAAAAAAAGGAAAAGAAGAAACACAAGCAAAACCUACACGUAACAAAUUCCAAAGUGCGCGGCGUGUGCUCAAUAGCGCAGAAACACAAAAUUUACCGGGACGCGAGCAACAGCUGCAAGAGUUAAGAGAAUUUUUUCAAGUACAUUUAGAGGAACAACGUUCGGGUAGUUUGUAUGUGUCCGGUCAACCAGGUACUGGAAAAACUGCUUGCCUUUCAAUGCUUUUGAGGUCGCCUGAGUUGUCAAACCAAUUACAAUGUGUUUACAUAAAUUGUACGUCAAUUGCCAGUAUAAAUGGUGUGUAUAAGAAGCUAUGUACUGAACUCAAAUUACAUCCUACUGGACGUGCUGAACGUGAUUAUCUAGCGGCCGUGCAGCAACACUUACGCACAGCACGACGCAUGCUACUUAUUGUUUUAGAUGAAAUCGAUCAACUUUGCAGUUCAAAGCAAUCAGUACUAUAUACGAUUUUCGAAUGGCCUUCAUUGCCCGGUGCACGCUUACUUUUAGUGGGCAUCGCUAACAGUCUUGAUCUCACAGAGCGCACUUUGAUGCGUCUAAAUGCACGCUGUGAACUAAAGCCACAGCAUAUGCAUUUUCCACCAUAUACCAAACAACAAAUUGUCGAAAUAUUCCGUUCACGACUCGAAGAAGCUGGCGUGCUGGAGGUGUUCCCACCAGUUACGUUGCAGCUUUUGGCAGCGAAAGUCAGCGCUGUGAGUGGUGAUGUACGACGUGCAUUGGAUAUUGGCAGAAGAGUGGCCGAAAUAGCAGAACAACAAAUGAAAUUAGGACAAAAACAAAUUAAUAUUGAUGCUUUGGCUUUGGGAGAUAAUAAUGCUGAGAAGACUGAAGAAGUUGUUUUAAAACCUGUGCAAGUGACACAAGUCGCUGAGGUACUGAAUAAAGUAUAUGGUGCUUCACAGAAUUUACAAGAAGACAUAGAAGACUCAUUUCCACUGCAACAAAAGAUUGUGUUAUGCAGUUUAAUGUUGAUGUUGCGAAAGGAACGUAAUAAAGACAUAACUAUUGGCCGUUUACACGAAGUAUACCGACGUGUCUGUGUUAAACGCAAUAUACAUGCAUUGGAUCAAGCCGAAUUCGCAGGGUUAGUUGACUUAAUUGAGACACGUGGCAUACUGCGCAUCAUGCGGAAGAAGGAACCACGCCUAUGUAAAAUAGUGCUACAAUGGGAUGAAGACGAGGUAAAUGGCGCUUUGCGGGACAAACAAUUGAUUGCUUCAAUAUUGGACGACACCGCAUGCCUAGGAAAAUAACAACACGUCCUUAUUUUAAAGGUGGUGUAUGAAACAAAUCAAAAUAGACACAUACAUAUAUUUAUUGAAAACAACUAUAAAUCAAAUUAAUUUUAAUAUGAAACUUGUUACGCAUAGAUUGACUAGCUAUAAUAAAUUUUUUUCAUAUUGACAAGUC